Molecule: messenger RNA, 909 nt
Organism: Penicillium samsonianum
Lineage: Eukaryota; Fungi; Ascomycota; Eurotiomycetes; Eurotiales; Aspergillaceae
Exons: 1
Coding region: 1-909 (302 amino acids)
Biological process (GO): DNA replication, removal of RNA primer
Molecular function (GO): RNA-DNA hybrid ribonuclease activity; nucleic acid binding
Source: RefSeq, a predicted model, not a curated record
AUGGCCUGGCAUCCAGAGGACCCCGUGACACUUCCCAAUGGUCGCCUAGUCUGUCGCCCACACAGACUCGUAGUUUGUGGCUACUGUACCGUGGACUACAGCUUCAUGGACGAGUUAUUAGACGACGACGACGACGCCGCAGAAGCCUCAGACCAUAGCGACCAUACCGAUGACGACACCGAUAAUCCCAAUGAACCUGUGCCUCCUUUCAGUGUGGUUAUCCCUGGCGCAGAGCGCAGAGUCGGUACGGGACGCAUCUUCCCAACGAAUUUCAAUCCUCCAAAUCCAAAUGACACGCCCAAGUCCCUUUUCCCACUCACCAGAACUGAGAACGCCGCGCCAGCUGUACAUCGGUUCAUUCGUCACAGCGCCGAAAAUAACCAAUUCUUGAUUUACACGGACGGCGCGUGCUUAGACAACGGCGGUGCAAAUCCAAGAGCUGGUUGUUGUUUUGUUUACCGAAACUCCACGCAAAGCCCUCAAGUCAGUGGCUAUACAAGCUUUCCGCUCGAGAAACAAGGUCCUACUGGCAUAGAGCACCCGCAGACGAGCAACCGGGCUGAGUUGCGCGCUGUUAUUGCAGCUUCUCGAUUUCGAUACUGGACUGGGGAAGGAUGUCGCUGUCUAGUCAUUGCUACUGAUUCUGAAUACGUGGUGGAGGGUAUGACGAAAUGGGUGAAACGAUGGAUACGCAAUGACUGGACAACGAGAGUGGGAGAACCAGUCAAAAAUAAGGACCUUUGGCAGUGUUUACUUGGGGAGGUGGAACGGUGGGAUGAGGAAGGAAUGCGUAUUCAAUUCUGGCGUAUCCCAAGAGAAUGGAAUACAGAGGCGGACCAGCAUGCUAAAGUAGCUGCUACUAAAUGUGCGUCUCAAGAAUUCAGGGAUAUCUUCGGCAUGCUUGUUUAA